AUGUCUUCUUCACAUCGCUUCCUGUCAUUGCAUUGGGAGUAUUUGAUCAAGAUGUAUCUUCUCGAUUUUGUCUCAAGAAGAAUGUUCUUUUCUUUAUUUGGGAGAAGCUUUGGGCAUUUCGUACAAGUUGUAAAGAAAGAUGUCGAUUUUCUUAAGAAGAAUUUCAGUCUCCUUCUUGGCCUCGGCCUUAUUAUCCGAGUUUUGCUUAUUCUCACUUUCUCCAUAAUCUCUAUUUUUGGCAUAAUUUACUUCCGAACUUCACUUGCUCAUGUUCAUGCCAAUGAAGAUAACCAUAUUGCUGAUGCUGAAUCUGAUGGGUUUGAAUUGGAAAUCAGUGCUCUUGUCAUGAAACUAAGGCCAAUCAAACAGGGAAGUAGAAUUCAAGCAACAAUAAAAAUAAAAAAUAUUAUUCCUGUGUUUGAAUCCCUAUUCGAUGAAGGAGCUGUCCGGGAGAUCAGUAACUUCGCUAUGGCUAGCAAUGAAAGCGAAUACAUGCUUGUCCCUCAAAAACAUAAAAUCAAUUUCUACAAAACCACAAAAGUUCGUGUAUCCAAUGACUUUGUUGAUACAAUAGAUCCUUAUCAUUUUAUCUCUUUCCCAGAUUUGCUAGCCAGGAACUUUGACACUCGUGUUGUAUUUGAUUUUCUAGGUGAAGUUGUGUCAACUGAUCUCAUGCAAGUCAUUGUUGAGUAUGGAAGAGAGAAAAGGUUAAUGAAUCUGGUUGCUCAGGAUUUAAGUGGUACGAUAAUUGCAGUCGCUUUGUGGGGCAGUUUUGCAAUGAAGCUGAAUACUUACAUUUCACAACAUAAUAAUGACACUGCUCCUGUUAUUAUCCUGCUACGUUUGGCCAAACUCAAAAUUUGGGGUGGUCAACCUCAAGUUGGUAAUUGUUUGUUUGGGUCUAGAUUGCAUAUAAAUGAUGAUAUGCCUCAGAUUUUGGAGUUCAAAUCAAAUCUUAAUGCUUUAGAUACGAAUGUUGAGUCUUCUAGACGUAUCCAUGGAACGAAGGGAAAUAGCAUCAAUACAGCAAGAGCAUUAUAA
This is a messenger RNA of Lactuca saligna, 1041 nucleotides long. The record is from the annotation of a GenBank genome assembly. NCBI's taxonomy places the organism in Eukaryota, Viridiplantae, Streptophyta, Magnoliopsida, Asterales, Asteraceae.